Messenger RNA from Prorocentrum cordatum, 544 nucleotides. The record is from the annotation of a GenBank genome assembly. Lineage: Eukaryota; Dinophyceae; Prorocentrales; Prorocentraceae.
AUGCAGCGGGCCCCAACCUGCCGCACAGCAGCUCCCGUGCCCGAGGCAGGGGAGGGCAAGCCCCCCCCCCGCGCGGGUGCCGCGCGAGGGGCGCCCCCCUCAGCAGGCCCUCGCGGGCGCGGCCCGCCGCCCGCGGGGUGCGGUCGCCGAGGGCCGCGGGGCUGGGCCGAGGACGAGGACGAGGAGGAGGAAAAGGAGGAGGAGGAAAAGGAGGGUCUGUCAGGGGCGCCCGCCUGCGAGCGGCUAUUGCGAAUUGCAGGGGCCGGGUCGCCGCUGCUCUUCGUGCAUGGCACGCCUGUUCUUUGACCGCCGUGCCUAACCCACAAGGGAGAGGCAGAUGGGGAACGGGAGAGAGAUGACGGGGAGGCAGGGAGGACGGAGCAUGGAAGGGGGGCGGGCCGCGGAGGGCGCGCGGGCAAUCCGCCGCCCAACGAACGCCAAGAACCUCGCGGGCCGCGUUCUCAAUGAUGGCCCCGCAGAGGUGGGCAGCGGCCGCUCGGACGGCACAAUUCACGUGUUAGCCGGCGGCCCUUGGGAGGAAGGC